Eleginops maclovinus (Patagonian blennie) is the source of this 3104-nucleotide messenger RNA. RefSeq names its product regulatory factor X, 6 (gene rfx6). Gene Ontology annotation, molecular function: RNA polymerase II cis-regulatory region sequence-specific DNA binding; DNA-binding transcription factor activity, RNA polymerase II-specific. The transcript has 20 exons. The record is from RefSeq and is a predicted model, not a curated record. NCBI's taxonomy places the organism in Eukaryota, Metazoa, Chordata, Actinopteri, Perciformes, Eleginopidae. Bases 17 to 2848 code for a protein of 943 amino acids. Gene Ontology annotation, biological process: regulation of transcription by RNA polymerase II.
UUUAUUUUAUGUGACUAUGCCGAUGAAACGCAGCAGUGAGAGUUCAGACAGAGAUGGAGUUUUUCUUAUUCACUCUCUCACCAAGACUUUGUGCAGCUCACCAGAGGAGACACACACAGACUUUCACGGACAGACGCUUUUUCAUCAGGAGGAGGAUUCUGGGAUCAAAUCAGAAGCAGAGGACAGUAACGAGACGCCGUCCUCGGAGGAAGACCAGGACCUGCUGGACUUUAACCCGGACAUCAAACAGAGCAUCUCGUCUUCCAGGAAAACCAUCAGUCAGAUCAUCAAGGACAAGAAGAAGCAGACACAACUCACGCUGCAGUGGCUGGAGGAGAAUUACAUCGUGUGUGAAGGAGUGUGUCUGCCUCGAUGCAUCCUCUACGCUCACUACCUGGACUUCUGCAGGAAGGAGAAACUAGAGCCGGCCUGCGCUGCUACGUUUGGAAAGACGAUCCGACAGAAGUUUCCUCUCCUAACAACGAGAAGACUGGGCACCAGAGGACACUCCAAAUACCAUUACUAUGGAAUUGGCAUCAAAGAGAGCAGCGCUUACUAUCACUCUGUGUAUUCAGGGAAAGGUUUGACCAGAUUUUCAGGGAGCAAGCUCAAGAACGAGGGAGGUUUCACCAGGAAAUAUUCAUUGAGCUCUAAAACUGGAACGUUGCUUCCCGACUUUCCCAACGCUCAGCACCUCCUCCUGCAGGGAAACAUCUCCAGAGAAAAGGUGGACACUCUGAUCAUGAUGUAUAAAACACACUGCCAGUGCAUCCUGGACAACGCCAUUAACGUCAACUUUGAGGAGAUCCAGAAUUUUCUGCUGCAUUUCUGGCAGGGGAUGCCCGACCACCUGCUGCCGCUGCUGGAGAACCCGGUUAUAGUCGACAUCUUCUGCGUCUGUGACUCCAUCCUCUAUAAGGUUCUAACAGAUGUUCUGAUUCCAGCUACAAUGCAGGAGAUGCCUGAAAGUCUGUUGGCAGAUAUCCGCAACUUUGCCAAACACUGGGAGCACUGGCUGGCCUCGUCCCUGGAAAACCUCCCAGAAUGCCUUGCGGCAAAGAAGCUUCCCAUUGCACGCCACUUUGUUUCCUCUCUGAAGAGACAGACGUCAUUCCUACACCUGGCACAGAUAGCACGUCCGGCGCUGUUUGACCAGGCUGUGGUGACCAGUAUGGUGCUGGACAUCGAUAACGUGGAUCUGAGCAGCAUCAGCUCUCAGCCUCUGCUCAGCAUCAACACAUCUGGAGACCAGGACCCCGACAUCUACUCUGAGUACGACUCCAUCACCGUGUUCCAGGAGCUGAAGGAGCUGCUGAGGAAGAACGCCACGGUGGAGUCCUUCAUCGAGUGGCUGGACUCUGUGGUGGAGCAUAAAGUCAUCAAGCCGGGGAAGCAGAGCGGUCGCUCAGUGAAGAAGCGAGCUCAGGACUUCCUGCUCAGGUGGAGCUUCUUUGGAGCCAGGGUGAUGCACAACCUCACGCUUAACAACGCCUCCAGCUUUGGCUCCUUCCAUCUGAUCCGGAUGCUGUUGGACGAAUACAUCCUGCUGGCUCUGGAGACUCAGUUCAACAACGACAAGGAGCAGGAUCUGCAGAACCUGCUGGACAAAUACAUGAAAAAUGCAGAUGCGAGCAAAGCAGCGUUCAUGGCCUCUCCCAGUUCCUGCUUCCUAGCCAACCGAAACAAGGCCAGCGCUGCCAUCGACCAAUCAGUGAAGAAUGAGUCUCUGGGAGAACACGCCUACAUGUCGCUCUCCACCAAUCAGCAGCAGGGUCUGGAAACGAGCACGGUCAUCUACCAGGGCACAGAGACGGCUGGGUUCACUGUCUCAGGUGGUCAGAUGGACUUCUCUCAGGUGAGCGGCCCCCUCAUGACGCCCCCCAUCUCUCCGGCGGCGUUAGUGCACCGAGGCUCCGUCAUCAACCAGGGGCCCAUGACGGGGAGGCCCCUGACUACUUCCUCUUCGUCCUCCACCUGCUCCUCCUCCACCUCCUCCUGCCUGUCCUCCCUCAGCGCCAUGACCCAGCCCGGCCCCUGCUCUUCAUACCCGGAGACCCUGUACCACUGCGUCCCUCAGACCAACUCCAGCUACUUCCCUUCAACCGGCGGCUCCACGACUUCAAACUACCAGCCUGCCCUCAGGCCUCAGACUCAGAGCCAGUGUCUGGCUUCGGUCCAGUCUUCCUCGCUGGCCUACCAUCUCUCUCGGUACCAGAACUUCAGCGACCAGCAGCUGAGUAAAGACGUCUUCUACCACCCGUCCUCCAACAGCACCAGCUGCUCCCUGAGUUACGGCUCUGCGGUGCGACCCGGCUACACGUCAGGCUCGGACGCAGUUGAACCGGGACUUGACGCUCAGAUCCUGGACUCUGCAGAGUUCAGCUUUGUCGGAGCCGGACUGAACCUCGGGGCCGGUGGAUGCCAGGGCCAGACGUACUCUGCUGCAGGACACAGCGGUUACUAUGGGAACAGCAGUUACCUGGACAGCCAGCGAAUGACGUCACUGGUGGAUCAGCACGUGUCGGUGAUCAGCACGGUGGGCAGCCUGCGUCCGUUCCCCUCGGCGUACUCAGAGGUCCACGAUCCGCUCAACAUCCUGGACGAACCCGGGAGGAAAACUACCGGAGCGUACUUCAUCGAGGCCGAACCCGGAGCAGAUCAUUCCCUCCCCUCGUCAGGGUCAGCUCCCUGCAUGUUUGGAGUCCCGUCUCCGUUCACCUCCCAGGAUGCUUUGCUCUCGCAGCAGCAGCAGCAGCAGCGUGUGCAGUCUUCGUCAGAUGUGCAGGACCUGGUGUCCUCGCUGCCUCCCAUCAACACUGUCUUCAUGGGAGCAGGGGGAGUACAAUGACUGCAGGAAACACACACUACCUAAGUAAAAACUAAAUCUGAAAUGGAUGUGACAGAAACAUAGGGCCUCAUGCAUGAAGAUAUAAGUAUGAAGUAUUUACAGAGAAUGAACUACAUGACAUUUAUUUAUAUCUCCUUCUGUGUUAUAAACCAGAAAGAGAGGAGCAAAGGAAAAGUAUUUAUUUGUAUAAAAAUGUGGAUAGAUUUAAAAACAUACAAAUUAUAACAACAGUCAUUAUGAUACAGAUAUUUAUAGC